Anisakis simplex (herring worm) is the source of this 861-nucleotide messenger RNA. NCBI's taxonomy places the organism in Eukaryota, Metazoa, Nematoda, Chromadorea, Rhabditida, Anisakidae. The record is from the annotation of a GenBank genome assembly.
AUGACUGAAAAAAUCUAUGUUCCGGUUGAUCCUUUAUCAAAUAAACCUGUCGAAUUGUGGCGAAGGUAUCUAAGGCAAGGCCGCGUUUGUGAACCAGCUAAAACGCUCAGAUUGAACACACCUGUGUAUGAGGAUAAGAUUCGUUUCGUUUGUAUAUCAGAUACACACGAAAAACUCGAAGAGGUUCUACCAAUCAUCCCAGACGGUGAUGUGCUCAUUCAUGCGGGUGAUUUCACUGAUCAUGGUGAUAUCGGCGAGGUGAUCAAGUUCAACGCUGAAAUAGGAAGAUUACCGCACAAAUAUAAGUUGGUUAUUGCUGGAAAUCACGAGAUUGGUUUCGAAGAUGGUGAAGAGAUGAAUGACAGGCAGUUGGCUGGCUUGAGUAUGCUUGGCAUUAAUAAGGCCUAUGAGAUGCUCAGCAACUGUAUCUAUUUAUGUGAUCGACAGAUUGAGUUAUUUGGACUGAAAAUCUACGGCACACCGUGGCAUUCCAUGCCUGGCUAUUCGUUCUAUCGUUCGCGCGGCCAAUCGAUCAUGAACAAGUGGAACAUGAUCCCGUCGGAUGUUGAUGUUCUUAUUACGCAUACACCGCCGCUAGGUCAUGGUGAUUUCAACAAUUUGAAUAAAUGUGGCGGGGUGUUGGCUGGCUGUGCAGAUUUGUUGAAUACGGUCGAGAAACGCAUAAAUCCAAAAUAUCACAUCUUUGGACACAUUCAUCAGAUGCAUGGCGCCACAACGAACGGUAAAACGACGUUCAUCAAUGCAUCGAUUUGUGAUCAUAAAAUGCGAAGUGAAUAUGAUCCGAUCAUUUUCGAUAUUCCCUUACCGGAUGGCUACACCAAAGUCAACGACGAUGAUUGA